Molecule: messenger RNA, 2055 nt
Organism: Endocarpon pusillum Z07020
Lineage: Eukaryota; Fungi; Ascomycota; Eurotiomycetes; Verrucariales; Verrucariaceae
Exons: 2
Coding region: 1-2055 (684 amino acids)
Molecular function (GO): protein binding
Source: RefSeq, a predicted model, not a curated record
AUGCAAACAUCACUAAACUCAUUGCCAUUCGAUCUCGUGCAUGUUAUUGCUUCAAGUCUCGAUGUCCACGACUUUGUACACCUCAGCCGCGUCAGCAGACGUUAUCAAAACCUCCUGCAGAACGAGAGCAUGGCACGGAGAACGCUGCAGGUGUGUCACUUUCUUGUCCCGUCAUCCUCGGCCAUCUUUGACGCAGAAAGCAAACUGUACUAUACACCCGGGAGGGACAAAUCGUUCACAAUAGUAGGGAAAGGCUCUGCCAGACCUUAUUCAGUCUCUCUGUUGGCGUAUGGGGAAGCCUUCUUCUAUUCAGAAGGGGUUCUAUGCUAUGUUGACGGCCCACUCGUCCGCGUUAUCGACAUUUACAGCGGAUCACAAGUCGAAGAUGUUGUCAAUGUGCUAGCCUUAAAUCAGAGACUUAGCUUGUGUGUGGCAUCAGAACCUUCUGGUCUUCGGCCUUUCGAUGACACAAGAAUCACCAACCUCAGCUACUCUAAGAGGAUUCUAGUAUGUGUCUGCGAGUCUGAAGUCACAGACGAGCGUUGGCUUCUAGUCGUCGAUCUAGGCCAAGAUCUCAAGCGGCGGGUCCCUUUUCGACACCCUCUGACCUGCACGACCAAGCUUUUUAUUCGACACGACCGCGACUACCUAUACUAUGGCACGCAUUCAGGGAGGCGAUCCGAUGGUCACCACGAAUGGCUUGUAACAGGCUUAGAUCUCGAAAAAGGGUGCCCUAUAACGCCGAAACCAUUUCAAUUAGCUGAUUUUGUUGGAUCUGACAUCGGCUCCACUGCAUGUUUCAAGAUCCAUGAAAAGCAUCUUUACGCCGUCUCUAAUCAGACAUCUUUUGAAGUAGAGGAGGUUGAUUGGACAUCAUACUAUCACUACAUUAAGAUACCACUUGGUGACAAGAAGCCAGACCUCAAAGCACAUCGGAUCUGGCAACGACAGCACGGAGAAGGGCCUAUUAAUGAUUCCUGGACUGAUCUAUCCCUUCAGAAGGAUGAGCAGACUAAUGAGCUCCUCAUCAUCGAAUGUCGCAAAGAAUGGCUGGGCGGUGGUAGUGCUAACAUCAGGACCUACUAUACGCAGCCACUACGUUUGAACACAGAGGAUGAUGUCGUGCAGACGUGCCAUUUCCCAGCUGAUGAUCCUUUGACACGAACUCUAGACGAGUACUCGAAGCCGCACUUUUCGGAACCUCAAAUACGGAUACGGAAGUAUUACCACCAUGAAUACGAACAGAGCCGACUCGAUCCGCGGAACUCGGCACCAAGAGACUUCAUCCUGGCAAAGACGAAAUUCCGCGCCUACAGUCCCUCAGCCAUGUCAUUUAUAGACCUAGUCAGCGAUCCAGCCCCGGUAGCAGCCGGCUCUGUACGAAUGCGUGAGCGCCUGCGGCUCCGCAUCGCAUCCAGGAGACAGAAGUCUCCGCUGGUUGAUGAUCCUGAUUGUCCGGGACAAAUGAUCCUGCGGAAACCAGAGCUGGACAAGAACAAUGAUCCAAUCGAAGGGAGCGAAGAGGACUUCCAUCCCACAGAGAUCCAUCUGUGGCCGCCAGAUGACGCGCCGACAGAGAUCUACGAUGUGCUUUGCCCGGCUGGCCGAGUGAGAAAUGUAGAGGCCAUCGCAGACGAGAGGUCGAUCAUUUACAUGACGGACGCCCCAUCAAACGCGACAAUGGGGCGCGGCAACGCCCGCGCAAUUGUCAUGAUUAGCUUCGAUCCAAGCUGGGGCAAGAAAUAUAAGAGGCUCAUCAUGCCAUCCACGAGCUCCGCACCGCCACCCAAAGAGAUGAAGCUCGAACUGGAAAAUAGGUCUAUGUCUCGAAAAUCGUACAAACGAGCCUCCCCUACGCCGGAGUCCGCGUCGACCUCGGCAUCGGCAUCUUCCACGUUUGUGUCUCGCCCGAAAAGGCAGAAAUGCGAUUCUGACUCAUCUACUACUACCACCACCACUGGAACCACGACACGAAAUCCGGACAAGGAGCGCCGAUUCAUGUGGAAGGAAGGCGCGAUGUAUCUCUCCAUCAACCGGGGGUACCGGCUUCGAUAG